UGAUACAGGUGUGUGUAUUCUAAAAUAAACUAGUCAGUCGAGUCACAAUCUAGAUCGCCUUCAGAGAAGAGACUUCCAUCCGCAGUCAAAACACACACACUUCAAGCAUUAAAUCACAGAAAGCAAUGAAAACAGCGCAGUCUUGGACUUGUUUAAUAUUGGUGUGGAUUAUUGCUGAGACAACUGGGAAAACUCCAGAUGUUCAUGUGACCUGCACGUUUUCAGAAGACUGUGUCCUCCCCUGUGUCUUUGAAGCAGUUGGAGAUGAGACAAUCUACUGGUUCAAACAAAACGUCCUGAUCCACACUUACAACCUGGAGAGCGGGCUGUCAGAUCAACACAAGAGCAAGACGUCAUUAUUUACUGAUACGAUCUCCUCUGGUAAUGCAUCUCUUCAUGUGCCAAAAAGUGGCCCGCAGGAUAGAGGGAAGUACAGGUGUGUGGUGAGCAGUCGAGAACCCAGCGAGCACAUCAUCAUAGUCACGGUGGAAGCCCCGAUCACUUCAGUGAGUCUGGAGACGACAGGUCUCAGUGGCUUUGAGGAAGUCAAAUGCUCCAGCCGAAACAUCUACCCUGCCCCCCGUAUUACCUUGUUCACAGAGCCAACUGCUCAGCCGGACGCCCUUCACCCCUACACACGCAAAACUGCAGACCCACGAGGCCUGUACACGGUGGAGAGCAAACUCCUGAAGCUGGAGGACCUGACCUACAUCUGCCUCAUCCAAUCCUUCUACAGGUCUCAGACAUGGAGGACAUCACUGCAGGAGAAAGAAAUAUUCAGCAAGGAAGGACAGGACUUCAUCUUACCUUGUGUGGCCCCAUGGAGCCUGCAGAACUUCACAGUGACGUGGUCCUUCACCAGAGAAUACAAGUCCACAUCCUUCUUCACCUACGACAGUCUCACACAGCUGAGCUCCAGUGUUUGGCAGAAGAAGGUGCGGCUGGUGACCCCCGGGGGUGAAGGUGGAGACGGGUCACUGUGGCUCCAGAGCCCGCAGAGACUGGAGCACACGGGGACAUACACCUGCAUCAUCUCUGCUCCACAAACUAAACAUCAGGUCCAAAUUAGGCUCAACAUCAUUCCAAUGACCGAAAAAAGACUAUCCAAGAGCGCCACCAAGUGGUGGGUUCCUACUGUCAUUACAGGACUGGCAGUCACUGCACUUGCAGCUAUCAUCACAGGAAUUAUUAAAUCUAAAGCUGGCUGUUCAAAGUCCAGUCAAAGCCAUGUGGAGGCUGCAGAAAUGCAAGUCAGAGCGAACACCGUGACUGAAGCUGAGGACAUCUGCUUAAAAGAACAGAUCACAAACGGACAUACAUGAGAAUUAAUGGGUGGAAAUGUGUUACAGCAACAUGCUGUAUAUGGGACAUCAAAAAUCUGAACCACAAUCUAGAACGUCAUUAAAUCCUGAAAAGUGACGGAUUUCCUGGGAGAAUUGAAGAAGAAACUGAAAGAAUAUAUAUUUCAUAAUAAUAAUAAUUAUCAAUAUUGUUAUACUUAUUGUGUAAAUAAUUGUUUAAAGUGUUAAACUCUAAUUUAAAUUAAAUUGCUGCCUUUUAAAAAUUUAUAAAUCAAGGUUUAUUGUUUUAUGUUAUUUUAACUCAUUAAAGAGGUUAACCAUGUUUCAACUUAAUUUUUUCAUUUAUAUGAGAUGGAUUCAACUUAAAUAGGCCUAUUUAAAGUUUAAUGCAAUGUUUGCCAAGUUUGAUGUAAGGUUUAAAUUACUGACUAUGCGGAAAAACUCAUAUUGUCUCAAAUUGUCCAUAAUUUAUUAUUUAUCUGCAAAUAAAAUCUUUAUUGUGUUUGCUAA
Messenger RNA from Danio rerio (zebrafish), 1811 nucleotides. NCBI's taxonomy places the organism in Eukaryota, Metazoa, Chordata, Actinopteri, Cypriniformes, Danionidae. The record is from RefSeq and is a predicted model, not a curated record.